AUGGCGGCCAAAUAUCCUGCUGAUAAUAAUUUCGCAAGCAAUGUGAAUCAUCGGUAUUUGAUGAGUGUAAAAGAUGAGCCUAAACAAGAGCUGAAGCCAAUUGCCGGAUACGAAAACGUAUCGUUGAUGUCUCUUGAAGAAGCUGUUAAACCUGUGGUUGAUCUUCUUGAUGAUGAACUGGCUCAGAAUAUUCGUAUUGCCAAACGAAACUCCAGGAAUCCAGCUGACAAUCUGUCGUCGGAUGAAGCAGCUGCUAUUCACCUGUACACAAUGGAAUGGGAACAGAGCGGACAUUCACUUUACUCACAGCUUAAUCGAUCACUCCGCAUCCCGGAUAGGCGAAAACUGCAGCCGUGGUUUCCCUUCCUCAAAUUAUUCAUCACCGCUCUGUGGAAGUUACCGUCGACCAAACAAGUUCUAUGGCGUGGCGUCAAAGAAGACUUAAGCCGUAAUUUUGAAGUCGGAGAGGAAUAUACGUGGUGGGCAAUCUCAUCAUGUACUCGAGCACUCAACGUUCUUGAAUCUCCUCAAUAUUUGGGAAAUAGUGGCACACGUACUCUGUUUAACAUCGAAUGUUACAAUGGCAAAAUGAUUCGCCAACAUUCGUACUUCCAGGAAGAAGAUGAAAUUCUCCUCCUACCCGGCUUUUACUUCGUCGUGCUUGGUAACCUGAGUCCGGCACCUGGCCUUCACAUAAUUCAGUUACAGGAAAAGCAGCCUCCGCACUGUCUUCUAGCACCACUGUUCGUUAAAUUGCUUGAGCCAAUAUUGCCUGAGCCUAAAGAAGGCAAAACCAAACAAGCGAUACCAUCGAAUAGGUGGAGUACAGCCGGUAACAUGUCAUCAGCCCGCAGUUGCCACAGUGCAACUUUAUUAUCAUGUGGCAAAGUACUAGUAACAGGUGGUGAUGAUUCAUCGAAUAGGUUGUCUAGUUGCGAACUCUACGAUCCAACAUCGAAUAGGUGGAGUACAGCCGGUAACAUGUCAUCAGGCCGUUACAAGCACAGUGCAACUUUAUUAUCAUGUGGCAAAGUACUAGUAACAGGUGGUUCUUAUGAAUAUCCUAAAAGCUUGUCUAGUUGCGAACUCUACGAUCCAACAUCGAAUAGGUGGAGUACAGCCGGUAACAUGUCAUCAGCCCGCGCAGCGCAGACUGCAACUUUACUAUCAUGUGGAAAAGUACUAGUAACAGGUGGUUAUGAUUCAUCCCAUAGCUUGUCUAGUUGCGAACUGUACGAUCCAACAUCGAAUAGGUGGAGUACAGCCGGUAACAUGUCAUCAGCCCGCAGUUGCCACAGUGCAACUUUAUUAUCAUGUGGAAAAGUACUAGUAACAGGUGGUUAUGAUUCAUCCCAUAGCUUGUCUAGUUGCGAACUGUAUGAGUAG
Messenger RNA from Didymodactylos carnosus, 1386 nucleotides. The record is from the annotation of a GenBank genome assembly. NCBI's taxonomy places the organism in Eukaryota, Metazoa, Rotifera, Eurotatoria, Philodinida, Philodinidae.